UGGUCGCCAAACCCUCAUCGCAACAGCCAACAACAACCACUUCCAUCUCCAUCGUAACCACCACGCUCAGCGCCACGAAGAGUCCCAUAAUGGCGCAUUGCGAACUAGCCUCAAGGCCAUUGUUCCAAUGCCUACGGCACACAUACAACAAGACCCUGCUCGUAACCCAAUUUUCGCCUACCCGCGCCUUCUCAUCUACACCCACCACAAAAGAUGAGGCUCAAUCAGAAACUCCUCGUAGCGAACCCUUCUACAGAGCUCCAGAUCCGGCACUGGUAACGAGUCCUCGGUUGGAGCGAAGGCUUGUCCGAGCUGGCAAUCACCCAAUUGGAUCCCGUCGACGUCGAGCGGCCCUCCAAGACUCGCCUAAUAUCCCCUUCGAGCUGCUGCCAUAUCAAUGUUUCCAGGAGGCCCGCAAGGUCUUGUUGGAGGAUAGGGAGGAAAAGCUCAAGCAAAUAGAGAUAGAACGUGCUAGAAUAGCGAGACUACGUGCGGCCGAUCCUACGACUGUGGGAGGAGAGCUUCAGAAAAGUAAUCGCCUGAGGAGCAUGGAGAAGCACUUGGAGCACUUGAAAAUCCUGGCGGAUAUCAAUGACCCUGUGAUUAAGAAACGAUUUGAGGAUGGACUCGGUGACAUGAAUCGGCCGAUAUAUCGAUACCUAGCCGAUCAAAAAUGGAGGGAGUAUAAACGGAAGAUCAUCGUUCAGCGUAUAACCCAGAUGAAGGUGGUUCCUGAUGUUCUUCCUCACCUAGAUCCCAUUGUCGAGGUGAAAUUGGCUUUCGGUAGACGACCAAUACCGCCUGGUGAAUUCGUAGAUUCCCGAGUCAGCUCGCUGCCAGCCAAACUAAGUGUCCAGAGCUUUGAGCGAGGCGAGAAGCUGUUGACCAUUGCCCUUGUGGACUCGGAUGUUCCUAACCUCGAAAACGAUACUUUCGGUUUCCGUUGCCAUUUCCUGGCCGUUAACGUGCCUAUUUCACCUACUGAGCCCAGAAUUUCCUUGGACAAGCUGUCAACAGACAACCAAGUCAUCCUCCCUUGGCUUCCCCCGUUCGCCCAGAAGGGAAGCCCAUAUCAUCGGCUCUCUGUAAUUAUUCUGGAGCAAAAGGAUCAAGCCGCCUUGGAUUUGAAACAAGUGGCAGAGAAAGUGCAACGAGACGACUUCCGCCUUCGAGGCCUUCAGACUCGACACCAGCUCAAACCAAUUGGGGUUCAUCUUUUCAGAAGCAAAUGGGAUGAAAAUACAGAAUCUGUAAUGAACGAGUUUGGUAUUCCGGGUGCAGAGAUUGAGUUCCGGAGAAAGAGAAUUGAGCCUCUACCAUAUAAGAGAAGGAAUCCCGCCUCAUUUAGAUAGCCUCUUUUGUUGCUUUUUGUAUCUGUUCGGUUAGGUUUUAUAGCAAUUGUUACAAUAUAUUGUAUAUUAGAGCUCUAUAGCACACUCAAUUUUUUUAUUGUUUACAUACAAAACAUGAAAAGCAAAGCCAGCCUUAAUGCCAUCUCAAUUCCCCAGGUUGGAGUGCAUGUCCUAAUAAAUCCGAAGAAACUCCAGUUCUAUGCAUGUGCUUGUAUCUCAAUCAUCCGAAAACUUGGCAGGUUCCAAUGUAUUCCGUACCCACCUAGGAAAGGAAUUACCUUUCCCCUUUGCAAUGACUUUACCCAUCACCA
Molecule: messenger RNA, 1663 nt
Organism: Blastomyces dermatitidis ER-3
Lineage: Eukaryota; Fungi; Ascomycota; Eurotiomycetes; Onygenales; Ajellomycetaceae
Product: mitochondrial large ribosomal subunit YmL35
Exons: 2
Coding region: 90-1352 (420 amino acids)
Source: RefSeq, a predicted model, not a curated record